AUGGUAAUGAUGGAAGCGGGCUCGCAUGCCGGCUGCUGCUGCUGCAACUUCCCCGAUUUAGCUGCCGCCGCUGUGCUCAUGCAGUGUUCCCAUAUGCGUGAGCAAGGGGGGCGACUGUGUGAGGAUCGUUGGAGGAUGAUGGGCGGUGCACACAUGAUGGAUUGGGAGCAGCAGCUGUGGACACACACGUCCAUGGUCAUGGUGGACACAUCCAACCACAGCGACGCAAUCAUCUCGGCCGUCACCGUCAUCGCCAUCAUCGCCAUCGACUGCACAGCCGCCAUCAACCGACCGACACCAGCCCCAAUCUGGCGUGAGGCAGACAUUGCACAUGUCACUCGCUCUGAUGAAGAGGUGAGCAUCGUUGAGGAGGCGCAUGAAGCGGUGGAACCAAUGAUGAUGGCGAUGACGAGUGAUGAAGAAACAGCUGAUAUAUUGCUGUAUUUGGAUGAACUGGCCUUCCGUCUCUCGUCCAUCCCCUCCUCGUCCUCGUCCUCGUCGUCGUUGGUCACCAACAGCAGCGGCUGCGACUGUGGAUGUGGAGGUGAGAUGAAUGGUGGUGGUGGUGGUGACGUGGGUGGUGUGUGA
Salpingoeca rosetta is the source of this 588-nucleotide messenger RNA. RefSeq lists its product as uncharacterized. The transcript is spliced from 5 exons. Bases 1 to 588 code for a protein of 195 amino acids. NCBI's taxonomy places the organism in Eukaryota, Choanoflagellata, Craspedida, Salpingoecidae. The record is from RefSeq and is a predicted model, not a curated record.